AUGGCAACAUCAACUCUGUUCUCAACUCAUCAAUUCUACAAGUAUGAGGUUAAAGUAGUUGACGGGAUUGUCUUGUCUUGGAUCAAAAGCGCCCUUGCAGGGCUGAGCAGCAGAACCAGGAUCAAGGCUCGACUCAUUAGCGGUACUCUGUACAGAGUAGGCGACGGAAAGCUGCCGCUUCGCGGAUUGGAUCCUGUUUGCGUUGGCGUCGUACAGCGUGGCCACGUCAAUUUGCCUGACGAAAGGAUUGGUCAUGGGCAGCCAAACAGGAGACAAAAACAAUGA
Molecule: messenger RNA, 285 nt
Organism: Fusarium pseudograminearum CS3096
Lineage: Eukaryota; Fungi; Ascomycota; Sordariomycetes; Hypocreales; Nectriaceae
Exons: 4
Coding region: 1-285 (94 amino acids)
Source: RefSeq, a predicted model, not a curated record